CGCUUCUCAGCAGCCCGCCCUCAAGAUGGCGGCGCAGGGGGUCGUGCGCGGUCACCUGAUGCUAGUGGAGGCUGCUGGGGGGAAAAGGAUCUUCAAGUCCUAAGCCCGGGGACUAUGGCGGCUACCGCCCUGGGUGAGCUAGCUCCGGGGCGCGAGGAAGAAGAGGACGAAGAAGAGGAGGAGCAAUUGGUUAUGGUGGAAUUAUCAGGAAUUAUAGAUUCAGAGUUUUUAACAAGAUGUGGAAACAAAUGCAAGAUUUUGGGCAUUGAUACAGAGAGACCUAUUCUUCAAGUGGACAGCUAUGUCUUUGCUGGGGAAUAUGAAGACACUCUUGGGACUUGUGUUGUGUUUGAAGAAAAUACAGAUCAGGUCGAUGCAGAAGGUAACCAUAAAACAGAGCUGAAAUAUAAGUGCCACACAAUGAAGAAGCUGAGUAUGACGAGAACACUUCUGACUGAGAAGAAGGAGGGAGAAGACAACAUAGGUGGUGUGGAAUGGCUGCAGAUCAAGGACAAUGAUUUUUCAUAUAGACCCAACAUGAUUUGUAACUUUGCCCAGCAGAAGGAAGAUGAGGAAGUUGCAGCUCAAGCCCCAGACAAAACUUUGGAAAUGGAAGAGCAGGAGAUGCAAGCCAAAGAGAACACGGGCAUGGGCAGUGAACUGGAGAAAUCAGACCACUUGGAAAUAGAGGAUGCUUGUCCUCUUCUUGAUAGCCCUUCUUCUGAAACAGAAGAUUCUAUUUCUAUGGAAACUCAGGAGCCUGCCUUAGAAGCCACUCCUAGGUGACAUCAUUCUUGUGGGUUUUAGGCAUAUGCAUAACUGGAAUUCUGAUUUUGGAGAAUUGAAUGUAUAGCUUUCAUUUAUUCAUGGAUUCCAUGACUAUUGACCAUACACAUAGUAUAACUACAUAUUGGAUAAGUCAGGACCAAGCAAUAACCAGAUAGUUCUUUAAAAAAAAAUUUUUUUUUAUUCCUCUCCUUCAGAUUCUCUAAAUUAGAGAUUUUUGGCUGACGUGGGUAUUGUGUGUAGGUAAAGGCAUUAAUUUUUAGGGGGCUUAAAGGACUUCUGGGAGCUUGAUAGAGGGAUCCUGAGCAAAACAUAGCUACAUAUUCAAACCUUUCCUCUAAGAGGAUAACCUGGAAAUUCUAGUAGUUACUAGAAAGUAUUGUUUGGUCCUGCUAAUUAAUCAAGGCAAUUUGUUCUGCAGCAACGAUUGGACAUUUUUUCCAAGUAUGGAAAUCCCUUCCACAUUGUUGAUAAUCCCCAUUUUUACCUCUCUCCCCACCCCCCAACCCCAAGUUAAUUUUAGAGGCCCUCAGAGGUUAAGUGAUUUGUCCAGGAGUCAUACAGCUUGUAUGUCAGGCAGGAAUACGGGAUUUCCUGACUGUCAAGGCUCUCUCCUCUGUACCAUGAUUCUGCUCUGUCUUGGAAUGGUUGGCAGAAAUUUAAUUUUCAGAAUUAUUACAGACUUCUGAUUCUGUGACAUUGGGCAUAUAUAUCUUAUUCCUAUAAUGUGAGAAAGUGUAGAGGAUCAUUUUUUAAGAUUGUAUAACAAACCAUUCCAGAUAAACAAAGGUCAGAUAAAUGUAGGCUAUUUACAUGAAAAUGUAGUAAUAAAUGUCCUGGAGAACAGGAUGCAUUCUAUCUUCUCAUUUGUUUAUCAUAAUGUUUGGUAUAUAGCAAAAUAAAGUCUUGUUUUUCAGAAAUUUUUUAAUAUUAUCUAAUAGUAGUUUAUCCUAUUAAGCCAUAGUUCAACUGAUUUUGUCACGAUUAUGUGACUAAUUAUGUUAUAGCCUAAUUAAUGUGCAAACAAUCCAUUAUUCCAUUAACAUUCUGGCAUGCCUUUGUCACAGUGCCUACUUUGAGUUUUUCCUUCUCAUCCUUUAUAGUCACAUGAAAUGUAGUAGUGAUUUUCAGAGAGCCAGACCAUGUAGCCAACUGUAGUAUGCCACUUGGAAAGUAUUCUCUUACUGAUUCUUCAGAUUGCUAUCUUCUCAUAAGUUCCUCUUUAAAAUAUCAUAGAAUUUUAAUUGGAAAGGCAUGCAUUUCACAACUAAAUGCAUUCUGAACAGAGAAAAGGCAAGUUUUAGGACUUUUUUAUAGAAAGAUAAGAUGAGAUUUCUUAGAAAGCAAUCAACUUCUAAAUUCAGUAGUAGUCACCAAAUAUUUAUUGAGCACCUAAAAUGUGUAAUGGAAAUUUGCAUAUGACUGCUUCCAGAAAAAACAGUAGUCAAUGUAGGGACAAGCCGUUGGAUACUCAGUGAGAACAAAAAACAAAUUCCUUAAAUUCUAUACUAAUUAUGGGAAUUGGGAGACAUUUUCAUAUAUCUCUUGUCCUUUUAUUUUAUUUUCCACAGGGAUUGAUAUUUUAUUCAUUUUUCUGUCUUCUUAAUCUUCCCAUCUAAUAGACUUCACUUAGUAGGGAACACAAGAGGUUCGUUGUAAAAGCUCUUUCUCAGAGCCAUGUCUGCUGCUGCUGAAUCUCAUCAAAACCUCUGGGUCUUUUCUUCCUCCUGAGACUCUGACCUCUUUGUGGUCUUGCUUGUCCCUAACUAUCUACCAUCUUCAUCCCCUACUCUCUUGAGAGUAGGGUUUGGCCACAAAGAGUUACAUCUAGACUCCUAGUAUUCUGCUGAUUUUUACUUGGCACAAAUGCAGUUUUGUUCCACUAUGUGCAAGCAUGGUUGAUGUGUGUUCAUGUCAUUGUGUUUGUCUUUGGCAGAAAGGCAGGAGCAUUUAGGGACCAUGUCUAUCUUAAUGCAAGUUGGCACUUGAUGAGGACUAUUUGGGGCAAGGGGUGGUGAUGACAAGGAGCUCCAAAGAUUCCAACCUGGCUUGAAAGGGGAGAUUGAACCCAGUUACAGGGAACCUUUGAUUGAGAGUGUUGAGGACAUUUUUACUCCAAAUGAACCAUUUGGAAGGUGGUAGAUGUAGGCUCAGUUAUAGCCACAUGACAACUGUCUAAUGGAAUGUCUCUUGUCCUUUUUACCUUAAGUCUUCCUCUCCCAAUGGAGGAAGGUUAGAUAUUGGAUAGGGAGAUACAAACUGAAUUAAAGAUUUGAGGUUUUUCAGUCUUUAAAAUUAAUCCUCAUCUCUUAACCAUUAGCACACGAGCUGCCACUAGGGACUUAGGAAAAAUGGCCAGAAAAAGAAAAGGACAAAGUACAGCAUUUUAGUUUCUCUGUCAUUUUUGUUUCCUCCCUUUUUGCUCCCUUCAUGCUCAUCAAUGACUAUCCUAAGUAAUUCACCCCCCUUUGAUCUACCCUCCAGAAUUUCUGUUCUCCUUGCAUACCCUAGUUAUUUUUAGAUUUAAUGCCUCUUCUCUUUCCCUUCCUCUCCCUUCCCAAUCCAGUCCAAACUCCCCUGGAAAGCUGCAAUAAUCAGCUAAAUGCUAAUCUUACUAUCAGAUUAAAGUAAUGGAUACUAGGGUGUGAAAUAGGUUAGCUCACAGGGCUUAAGGAUUUUAAAAAAGGAUCUGUCAUCCAGAUGAAUCUUUCUGCAGUAAGUAUGGGAGACUUUGACAGGGGUCUGCCUAUAUACUUGACCUAUUUCAAAUGUGAAGGCAUUUCCAUCCACUUUACCUAGAUUGUGAGGGAUUAAAACACCAGGAAUCAACGGUGCAGUUGCACAAAAUGAGGAAAAACAUGACUGCCUAAGUGCCCAUUAAUUUAUGUAUAUAUCACUUAGAAUGUUCACGUCCAUCUUUUGUUGUUCACUAAAGUCGUAUGCCGUUAUUUUACUGUGGUGUGGAGGUGUCCCUGAGUGCUUGAGGCUACACAGGGAAGCACAAACUCUGGGAGGAAAGCUCCUGACGGAAAGGCUUGGAGUAGAGGCAUGGUUAAACAAAAAAACAAACGAGUCAAAGACCAGCCUAGUUAGUCAUGAUGAGACAUAUCACCGUUAGACUGGUCAUCCAGUAAUGAAACCUUUAUAGCCGUGGUAUCCCAUGAAAUAGAAGAAUAAAAAAUGAUCCUCAA
Messenger RNA from Vombatus ursinus (common wombat), 3977 nucleotides. RefSeq names its product general transcription factor IIIC subunit 6 (gene GTF3C6). Lineage: Eukaryota; Metazoa; Chordata; Mammalia; Diprotodontia; Vombatidae. The coding region runs from base 115 to 786 and encodes 223 amino acids. Gene Ontology annotation, biological process: transcription by RNA polymerase III. The record is from RefSeq and is a predicted model, not a curated record. Gene Ontology annotation, cellular component: transcription factor TFIIIC complex. The transcript has 6 exons.